Molecule: messenger RNA, 859 nt
Organism: Telopea speciosissima
Lineage: Eukaryota; Viridiplantae; Streptophyta; Magnoliopsida; Proteales; Proteaceae
Product: ubiquitin-NEDD8-like protein RUB2
Exons: 2
Coding region: 10-840 (276 amino acids)
Biological process (GO): proteasome-mediated ubiquitin-dependent protein catabolic process
Cellular component (GO): cytosol; nucleoplasm
Molecular function (GO): ubiquitin binding; proteasome binding; polyubiquitin modification-dependent protein binding
Source: RefSeq, a predicted model, not a curated record
GAUUCAGAGAUGGAUGUCUUCUUUGAAAUCCCUAAAGGGAAGAGAUUCACCAUUGAAGUGGGUUAUUUCGAUACAGUACUGGAGAUGAAAGAAAAGAUCCAUAAAUACGAAGGUAUUCCAAUCUCUCGACAAAUCCUAGUUUUUAAUGGUCAAGUCAUGGCUGACGAGCAUGACACUGAAUACUAUGAAGUCUUACAUCGCUCUCGUAUCCAACUCAUUCUAGAACCCGAACCUCCUGCUUCAAAUAAACCACCAGCAUCUUCAGCUUCUGUGGUGAAAUUGGAAGAGUCAUCAUCAACUUCAUCUUCUCCACCAAGAAAACUUCAAAUCCUAGUUAAGAAUUCCAAGAGACAGUUUCCUGUUUCUAUGGAUCCGACGGAUACAGUUUUAAGGUUGAAGGAGAAGGUGAAUGAGUUAGAAGGACUUUCUCUCAAUCGAUUCAAUUUAUCUUUCAUGGGUGUUGAUUUGAUGGAAGAUCGAUCUCUUAGAGAUUAUGCGAUAUCUGACCACGCCGAGGUUAAUGUCAUUAAGUCAUUAUCUUCUCUUGUUACGUCUACACCAUCUACUUCUGCUGGUGCGGCGAAACUGAAGUUAACGGUGUUGCUGAAAGGAGGAACCAAAAUUCCUGUUGAAGUGAAUGCAUCUGACAAUGUUGGGGAAUUGAAGAAGGAACUUCAGAAGCUGCAUAAGCAACAUAGUCAUCCCAAUAUUCCAACAGAAAGUUACUUCUUUAUCUUUAGACAGAACGUGAUGGAUGAAGAUCGCUCUUUCCGAUGGCAUGAAGUGCAUCAAGGUGAUACCAUUGAGAUCUUCAAUGGAAUCGUAACCGGUGGAUUAUGACAUGUUUUUCUCUCUUCCU